CUACAUAAUUCUUAUUACAGAGUGGCUGAGAAAAAUGUGUAUCCUGUAUAGAGAUUGCGAUGUUAGAAACUUCACCCUGUGUCUGCUGGCUGUUACACUGAGUUUGACUGGAUGUGACCUCUAUUGUGACAAGAUGGCAACAUGCAAAUCAAGUAGUAUGGCUGCAUCUGGUCAUGCUGACAGCUGGCAGAGCAGAAAAUCGCUUACACAAAGUCUCAGACAUUCUUUUGAAAAUAGAAUGUUCAGUGACGUGACAUUCAAGGUGGGAAGAGAACAAAAGACUGUCCAGGCUCAUAGACAGAUUCUCAGUAUCCGCAGCGGCGUGUUCGAGGCCAUGUUCUACGGACCAUUGGCAGAGCAGGGUGAGAUCGUCAUUCCGGAAGUAGAACACGACAUAUUUGAACAGUUUCUAAGACUGUGA
This is a messenger RNA of Gigantopelta aegis, 421 nucleotides long. RefSeq names its product BTB/POZ domain-containing protein 6-B-like. The record is from RefSeq and is a predicted model, not a curated record. Gene Ontology annotation, molecular function: protein binding. NCBI's taxonomy places the organism in Eukaryota, Metazoa, Mollusca, Gastropoda, Neomphalida, Peltospiridae. The transcript is spliced from 3 exons. Bases 35 to 421 code for a protein of 128 amino acids.